Molecule: messenger RNA, 1379 nt
Organism: Aricia agestis (brown argus)
Lineage: Eukaryota; Metazoa; Arthropoda; Insecta; Lepidoptera; Lycaenidae
Product: ommochrome-binding protein-like
Exons: 2
Coding region: 91-1041 (316 amino acids)
Molecular function (GO): protein binding
Source: RefSeq, a predicted model, not a curated record
CACGAGCUGUGUCGAGUCUGUGUAUAAUAUACAAAGAAAUUGUAUAAUAGUGGCUACUCAGUGUAUACUGUAUAGUGUUAUAGUGUUAAUAUGAUCCUUAUAAGGUCCACACUUCUGGUUCUGCUAGCGACUUACACAAGCGCUCGACGAGUCACCUGUCACGCCUGCAUCAACAGAACAUGUUACAGCCGCGAUCUCAUACUCAGAACGGCCAAAUUUUCCGGCCAAUUGGCUAUAGACAGAACUUCUGACAUCGUGUACUUCCACUACCAAAACAAGCAGAGAAAAGACUAUACAGGAGCUUUUGAUCUGGAUGCUGUUCGAUUUCAAGUUGUUCCCGAUCUAGGAUUCACGUUCGGCCACGCUGUAGAUCAGAAUACAAGAGAUCUAUACGCGUCUGGAAUGACGGGGAUCUACAGGUACAAUCCAGAGAAAAAUACCACUGAAUUGUACGCACUAAAAGACAAGACAAUAUGGCAUUUACAAUACACAGAUAGGUUGUAUUACAAUGAAUUCAAAGGACAGGGUAUCUAUACUUAUACGAAUAGAAAAACAUCGGUAGUACCCGGUACAAAUUAUGAAAUAGAUGAUUUUAUUGUCGAUAAAAACAAUGAUAUAUAUUUUAUGGCCAACGAUACAGUAUAUGUUUUGAGGAACGGAACGAAAACUGCUAGUGUAUUCGAAAACGAAAUAUAUGUUAUGGCUACAGAUAUAAAUGGUGAAGCUUAUUUCGCCCAAACUUAUACUAAGGGUAUAUACAAAAUUGAUUAUAGAACUGGUAGAUUGUUAGAAUAUGGUGCUUUUAGGGGUACCGUUGUUGAAUUUGUAUUUGAUAGUGAUAAUCACAUAAUUUACUACGAUGAGAAGGACAAAAGCAUCUACUAUCUCUCUCCCACGCUGAACAGAUGUACUGUGAACACAAAAAAUCGGGGAAGAAGUAAAUUAUUCUCUUUUGUUAAUAGUUUAGCAGAAAAUGAUAAUAAUGGUAAAGAUGUUAAAAUAAUAGCACAUGAUACCAAUGAAAUGAAUACAGUAGCGUAAGUUGAUAAACUUGAUAUCAAUGUUAAAGAAGUUAGGUUUGGAAAAGUUGCAAGUUGUAAUAAUAAUGUGAUAAAAAUAUAAAAAUAGGAAAGAUAUAAAACAAAAAUAAUACUUAACUUUGAGUGAAGAAUGGCCAAGUUUCUGAGGUAUUUUGAAAGGAGUCUGUCUAUUUAAUAAAGUUUUGAUUGGCUAGCGUUAAAAACUGACCAAUAGAUAGUGCCACAGAUAAACCCAAUUUCAAAAAAAUUCGAAAAUUAGGCAUAAUCUAACUGUUGUGAUAUAUUUAAUAACUUAACUGUAUAAAGACUUAAUAUAAAUAGUUUUUAUUAAUCUUAUAC